Molecule: messenger RNA, 1149 nt
Organism: Epinephelus moara (kelp grouper)
Lineage: Eukaryota; Metazoa; Chordata; Actinopteri; Perciformes; Serranidae
Exons: 4
Source: RefSeq, a predicted model, not a curated record
UGAUACAGGGUCAGGAUGACUGGAGAGUGACUUACACCUCUACUGAGAUCUGUGCUGUAAAAGGAUCAACAGUGGAAAUACACUGCAGCUACAGAUACCCAUCCAGAAUAUAUGGCCGUCAAAUUACAGUUGAGAAAACAUUCUGGUUUACCAACAUGUAUCCAUAUGAUCCUGUAGAUCUGACAACAGACCCACAGUAUUCAGGUCGUGUGCAGUAUGACUGUGAUAAGAUUAGGAACUACUGCACUCUGAGAAUCACAGACCUGAGAGAGAGCGACUCAGCUAAGUACAAGUUCAGGUUCACAACAAACCAACUCACUGGUUAUACUGGUGAACCUGGAGUCACUUUGUCUGUCACAGGUCUCCAGGUGAGCAGAUAUAAUAGUUAUAGCCUUAAGUGUCAAAGCAGUUGUGUACUUGUUCGCCCUUCCUUCAUCUGGUACAAAAACGGACAGAAAAUUAAGGCAGCAGCAUCUUCUUCUUAUAAUUUAGGCAACUAUAAUUACAAAGACAGUUAUUCUUGUGCUGUAAAAGGAUAUGAGGAUUCCCCCUCUCCUCCAACAUGUGCCGAUGGUCAAACCUGCAACAGAGUGACGUACACUGUCAGAAACAUCUGUGCCUUCAAAGGCUCAUCAGUGGACAUUUCUUGCACUUACAGCAGUUACAAGUAUUAUGUUGACUCCAAAUUCUGGUUCAGUCCUGAACGUAAAGAUCAGUGGCAGAAUCCCUCACAGCCUGAGGACCUUAGUAAAGACUCCCAGUUUGCAGGUCGUGUUCAGGUCAUUGACACAGAGGGAGGACGCUCCACCCUGAGAAUCACUGACCUGAGAGAGAGCGACUCAGCUGAGUAUCACUUCAAAUUCACAACACCAAGCUUUGAAUGGAGGAGUAGUUUACCUGGUACAACUCUGACUGUCACAGCUUUCCAGGUGCAGGUGACCAGAAUAACAAUCGGGCAGUCUGUUACUGAGGCAGAGCUGAAGUGUCACAGCAGCUGCAGUCCAGCUGGUCGUCUGUCCUACAUCUGGUUCAGUAAUAAAGAGGAAAUUACUGGAGUGGAGACGUCUUCUUAUAAAGCCCGGUUUGGUCUUAGUGACAACGUCUCCUGUGCUAUAAGAGGACACGAGGAGUUCCCCUCUCCUUCAGUGU